Molecule: messenger RNA, 666 nt
Organism: Aureobasidium subglaciale EXF-2481
Lineage: Eukaryota; Fungi; Ascomycota; Dothideomycetes; Dothideales; Saccotheciaceae
Exons: 1
Coding region: 1-666 (221 amino acids)
Source: RefSeq, a predicted model, not a curated record
AUGGGUUGGUGGUGGUCAUCGGGUCCAACAGCGGCUCCUGCCACGGAGUCUGCUCCUCCAGCAAUAGCACAAACACCGGCACCAGUGUCCACAACGCAUAGAGAAGCACCAAAGAAGAUCGCUUCACCAGACAGCGACCUUGAGGCUCUAUUCGCAUCAUUCGAGAAAGCCUCAGAACCCACAAGAUCCACAAACACAACACAAGAAUACGCACAUGAAGCACCACGGAUCGACCACAUAACACCCGCACCGAAAGAAACACCCACAAAUUACGUUCCCUCGCCCUCUGGCUCAAUCGAGCAGCAGUCACCCACCGACGCACCCCUCGAUAUCUCCCCCGAAGCCCUCUACCCACGUCAAAUGUCCUGCCGUCAAGCCUUCGAUCAAGCCUUUUACUGCCAAUCCCUAGGUGGAAAGUUCAACGACAUCUACCGCUACGGAGAACUACGCAGCUGCUCGGACAACUGGAACGCCUUUUGGUUCUGCAUGCGCAUAAAGACUCUACCCGACAAGGAGAAGGAAGAGCGUAUCAAGGAAUUUUAUCAAGCAAAGGAUGAACAGAACAAGGCUGAAAAGGGCAGCUCGGAAAAGAUUUGGGAUUUGAGAACUGAGCCGGUCAAGAAGGCCUUUUGGAGAGAUCCCGAGGACGUGACAGAGAAGAAUUGA